This is a messenger RNA of Knipowitschia caucasica, 1977 nucleotides long. The record is from the annotation of a GenBank genome assembly. Lineage: Eukaryota; Metazoa; Chordata; Actinopteri; Gobiiformes; Gobiidae.
AUGAGUUCAUCCUCGAAUGUCGCGGAAACAGACACAGACCCAGGCCCCGCCCCCAUAGCCUGUCAGUCAGAACCCAGGGACAUAAGCCCCGCCUCCAGAGCCUGUCAGUCAGAACCCAGGGACAUAAGCCCCGCCUCCAGAGCCUGUCAGUCAGAACCCAGGGACAUAAGCCCCGCCUCCAGAGCCUGUCAGUCAGAACCCAGGGACAUAAACCCCGCCUCCUGUCAGUCCAGACCCAGGGACAUAAGCCCCGCCUCCUGUCAGUCAGAACCCAGGGACAUAAACCCCGCCUCCUGUCAGUCCAGAUCCAGGGACAUAAGCCCCGCCUCCUGUCAGUCAGGACCCAGGGACAUAAGCCCCGCCUCCUGUCAGUCCAGACCCAGCGACAUAAGCCCCGCCUCCUGUCAGUCCAGACCCAGGGACAUAAGCCCCGCCUCCUGUCAGUCAGAACCCAGGGACAUAAACCCCGCCUCCUGUCAGUCCAGACCCAGGGACAUAAGCCCCGCCUCCUGUCAGUCAGAACCCAGGGACAUAAACCCCGCCUCCUGUCAGUCCAGAUCCAGGGACAUAAGCCCCGCCUCCUGUCAGUCAGGACCCAGGGACAUAAGCCCCGCCUCCUGUCAGUCCAGACCCAGCGACAUAAGCCCCGCCUCCUGUCAGUCCAGACCCAGGGACAUAAGCCCCGCCUCCUGUCAGUCAGAACCCAGGGACAUAAACCCCGCCUCCUGUCAGUCCAGCCCCAGGGACAUAAGCCCCGCCUCCUGUCAGUCAGAACCCAGCGACAUAAGCCCCGCCUCCUGUCAGUCAGAACCCAGGGACAAAAGCCCCGCCUCCUGUCAGUCAGGACCCAGGGACAUAAGCCCCGCCUCCUGUCAGUCAGGACCCAGCGACAUAAGCCCCGCCUCCUGUCAGUCUGGACCCAGGGACAUAAGCCCCGCCUCCUGUCAGUCCAGACCCAGGGACAUAAGCCCCGCCUCCUGUCAGUCAGAACCCAGGGACAUAAGCCCCGCCUCCUGUCAGUCAGAACCCAGGGACAUAAGCCCCGCCUCCUGUCAGUCAGAACCCAGGGACAUAAGCCCCGCCUCCUGUCAGUCAGGACCCAGGGACAUAAGCCCCGCCUCCUGUCAGUCCAGACCCAGGGACAUAAGCCCCGCCUCCUGUCAGUCCAGACCCAGGGACAUAAGCCCCGCCUCCUGUCAGUCAGAACCCAGGGACAUAAGCCCCGCCUCCUGUCAGUCCAGACCCAGGGACAUAAGCCCCGCCUCCUGUCAGUCCAGACCCAGGGACAUAAGCCCCGCCUCCUGUCAGUCAGGACCUAGGGAUAAAAGGCUGAGCGGUGCCGUGGGCCUCAUGAAGAAGGACUUCCUGAACGUGUUCAAAGAGAAAGAGGUCAAAGGCCCAGGGUCAGAGCGCUCACAGCUGAACGUCCUCAGAGACGACCUGGACCUGUUCAAGAACGAGCUCGCCAUCUUCACCGGCGACAUCACCGGCAUCCUGAGGAGGGGGCUGCGCAGAGACGGCCCUUUCAAAAUAAGAGAGGACAGGCCACAGGAACAGAGAUGCAGGGAGAAGGAAGACACCGCCAAAAUAAAAGUCCACAUAAAAAGCAGAAGGGAGCGAGACACUAAAGAGAGUUUCACAAUCAGAGCUCGGACUAAAAGAGGAGAUGCCAGACGAGAGAACGGAUUCAAAAUGAAAGAAGAGGAAGUGGAAGAAGAGGGAGAGAAAGAGGUCUCCUUCAAAAUAAAAGCCAGUGUCUCAGAGAAGCUUUGUGCCGAGGGAGAAACCCAGGAGAGCUGUCAGGAGGAAGAGUCAGGGAUGAGAGAGAGUGAGGAGGAUUUCAAAAUAAAAGCCAAGGUAAAACAAGAAGGCAACGGCUCCUUCAAAGUAAAAGAGGAAAGCAGCGAUGAGUUCAGCGACUGGGAGUUGGUGCGACCGGAGGAAACCACCGAAGAAGAGACAGAGGCAGGUAAAUGA